Molecule: messenger RNA, 2197 nt
Organism: Orbicella faveolata
Lineage: Eukaryota; Metazoa; Cnidaria; Anthozoa; Scleractinia; Merulinidae
Source: RefSeq, a predicted model, not a curated record
GCUCUGUCAGAGGACAAAAUCGAUUUGAUCGUUUUAAGAGUUUUAAUUCCCGCUCUUGCAAAAAGGCGUGCAAAAAAAACUGCGUUCUUUGUUCUGAUUAGUGCACAACCCCACCCAGUUUUCAAAAGGGAAAAUAUGCCGGUAAUAGAGUCCGUUUUUAGCGUGCAUUUGUUUGGAGGAAAAGACUGAUAGCUGUUUUUCAGUCUGUUAGGAGCAACUGCUAACAGGUUCUUGGAUUAACUGCUUGGAUUAACUGCUUCUUGGUUAGGUUCAAAAGAUUCAACAGAUGAUUGAAAAGAGACGGUUCGGUCCUGGCAUUAAAGUCGGCAGCGUGGAAGAGUUUCAGGGACAGGAGAGAAGAGUGAUUAUCUUAUCAACUGUCCGAAGCACCAACAAGGAGUAUCUGGAAAUGGACAGAGACUUCCACCUUGGUUUUCUUAACAACCCAAAAAGAUUCAAUGUAGCCAUUACUCGUGCCCAGGCUCUCUUGAUUUUAAUAGGCAACCCGGACAUGCUGUGUCUAGACGAAAACUUGAAAAGGUUUUUGGAGUACUGUGGUAAAAACAAUGCUACUGUUGACGUAGAAAGGAAAGAAAAGGUGGUGGAUAUUGCAGACACUCUUAGGGGACUUGAUCUUCUCCCAAGGGCAUCAUCAGAACUGAGUGAAGAUUUGCUAAUCAGUCAGCGGGAACUCCAAGAACACCCAGAGUGGACUAGGCACGAGUAAAUGUGUUGUGCCAGUCUGCAUCUCAUGGUCUCCUCAGUUUUAAGAUAAAUCUAAGACUAUACUCACUUAAUAGGUAAAGACAACAUUCAAAAUAGAAAACGGAAAGAGAAAAGCUGCCAGUAGUAGCUAAUUAAAGCUGAUUAACCACUGCCAUUCAUGGUUAAAAAGGAGAAUAAAAGAAGCGUUCUACAUCGCACGCUUCCAUCCAGAACUAAACAAACAAGUGCAAUCACUGGACCUCACCUUGUUCCCCAUGGGAACAGGUAUUACAUAACUGGCAUUGCCUGAACUAUAAGAACACUGAGCGUAUGCAGAUUAUUUCACUCUGAUGAUGAUCAAACAGAUCGAAAACGUUAAGACUCGUAAUUUUAACAGCUUUUUACCUUAAAGUUUUAUAUUGUACUUUUAUCGACGAAAUGUAUAUCUGACCGAUUUUCCAAAAACAUGGCCGCUAUUUUGGUGCAAAGUCUUAAAGUGCCCCUAAAACGAAAAAUCAUGUGUUUCUUUUCCAAUAUUUUUCAACUGAAAAUGGCUAUUUGGGUUCACUAGUGGAUCGUAGGAUGGAAAAAACUUCAAACCAAGCAUUCUAUGGUACGGUAUUUUUGCUAUGAAAUCGCUGGAAAUCUGUCCGCCAUUACUGAAAUCGUGUUCCAGUUGAGCCCGCGGAAUGGCAGCGGAAUGCAUCAAUCAUGACGUCAGACUCUCAACCCUCGUUGUUGAUUUCAGUGUUGUUUAGUAGGCUCUUGAGUAAAAUUAAAAUUUGCCGGAUUAAAAUUUGCUCGAUGCGUUCGAACAAACCUUACCCAUUUGUCGCCGUCGCUCUUAUUUGCAGGGCUUGUAUGCAACGAAACGCCGAUACUGUGAUCUGAGUAGUUGCUGCAGCCUUGAACUACACAACGACUACCAGGCAUUGUCCGUUUCACCACUCUGGAAGCACGGUUUUAUAAAAUUAUUUUACAAUAACACGCUCGGAUAUAGAGGUUUUGUAUGGGAAAUUAGCCAUGUGCCUUCGGUGAGUUGAGAGUCUGACGUCACUUCCUCUAAAUUAUAACCGCGUCUUCUCCUGGCUCACUGGAACACUGUUCGGUAAUGGCGGCGGUAAAUAUCGCUACCUUUCCCGUUCGAAAAAUGUGACUUCCCUUGCUUGUAUCAAACCCAAAUUUUGGGAGGUAAGUGAAAACAGCAUGUACUUUCAGAAAGCGUUCAAACAUAAAGACGGAAAAUUUGAUUUUAGGGGCACUUUAACACGGUUUUCAUAAAUCCAGAGAUAUAUCGGCACAGAAUGUCCUAAACUGAUCACGGCGUGCUCUAGUUUUGACUCUAGAUGCUUUAGAAAGAUCGGCAGUAAGUAGAAACGCUCAUUUUUCGGCCUUUCUGGGUCAUCCAGUCUUAAUCCGUUGAAAUAUAUGUCUGGAUUUAUGAAAACAGUGUUAAUGAAGUCAAGCGGUUUUAUUUACUUUUCUUUAUUAU